Messenger RNA from Paramormyrops kingsleyae, 2790 nucleotides. RefSeq names its product vascular endothelial growth factor C-like. Gene Ontology annotation, molecular function: growth factor activity; chemoattractant activity; vascular endothelial growth factor receptor 3 binding. The record is from RefSeq and is a predicted model, not a curated record. Gene Ontology annotation, biological process: induction of positive chemotaxis; response to hypoxia; vascular endothelial growth factor signaling pathway. Lineage: Eukaryota; Metazoa; Chordata; Actinopteri; Osteoglossiformes; Mormyridae. Gene Ontology annotation, cellular component: membrane.
UUCGAGACUCUAACACACCACUGAGGACUACUGGAGGCCACGUUAACCACUAUGGCACCUGCUAUGGAAUGAUCCAGAAAGAUCUAGCCAGCAAAACCUAAUUCCCACCAAGAGAUCCCGAGAGAGGUGAGGUGAGGUGGUGACAAAAGAACCCUGGAUGUUUUCACUCUGAAUGAGACGGAGGGGAUUUAAAAGACCUCCUGCUAAGAAUGCUGGGGUUAGAGAGCCGGCUGAGGUCCUUCUCCCAUCCAAACUCUGCCUCAGUAUGUGGCGAGUCAGCCACAGCGCCAUGACCAGGGUGGCCUCAAGACAUCGACGCUCCAUGCAGACGUUCUCCUUCACUCUCUGGAUCCUAAAUGCUUUGAUUCUCAGUCAUGGGAGUGACUUCCGACCAGAUGAACGCAAAGGUUUGCAGCUUCUAGAGACCCAGGGCAGCAGCAGGCAAAGGUGGCUGGAGGGGGUGUCAACCGUGGACGAGCUGCUGGAGCUGCUGUACCCUGAAUACGCGCUGGCGCAGCGCUGCCUCAAGAGGAUGGUGCAGGACACGCCCACUCUCCCACUGUCCAAUGAGGAGACUGGCAGGUUUCCCCGAGAGGCAUCCGAGCCUCAUGCUGAAGAAGCCAUCAAGGUGAUCGUCAAGGAGAUGCAGCUCACUGCCUGCCAGCCGCGUGAGGUGUGCGUGGAGGUGGCAAAGGAGUAUGUGGAGAGCACCAGUCACUUCUUCGUGCCACGCUGUGUCUCCGUACAUCGCUGCGGGGGCUGUUGUUACAACGAGGGCCAGGAGUGCACCAACACCAGCUACACCCUGGUGCAGAAGACAGUGGUGGAGUUGGUCCCGGUGCAGAACGGCAAAUCAAUCAUCAAAACAACAUUCGUCAACCACACCUCCUGCGAGUGUCAGCCAAAGAGCCCCCUACACGUCAUCAGCAGAAGGGCCACAGCCAACAGCCUGCUCUCCCGAUGUUCCCCUCCAGAUGUUCCCUGCACUCUUGGGCUGGUGUGGAACCCCACCGAGUGCAAAUGCAUGCCCUUGAGUCCCCUCUCUGCCAGGGACAUAGCACCCCUGGACACAGCUCUGCUGGCCCUCUGUGGCCCAAACCGGACUCUGAACAGACAAUGCGAGUGCGAGUGCCGGAACGGGUUGACGCAGGCCAGCUGCGGACCGCGUCGCAUGCUCAACGAGGAAUCCUGCAAAUGUGUCUGCAGGGCACCUGCCCCGACUGAGCCAUGUCCCCCAAACCAGCACUGGAACCGGGAGACGUGCAGCUGCGUUUGUCAGGCUAACUGCACCCUAGGCUACUCACCCGUCCCAGAAGAGUGCCACUGCCAGUGCAGGAACAGCCCACGCAUCUGCCGCUUGAAGGGAAUGACCUUCAGACCAGAAAACUGCAGCUGCCAACAAGGGCAAAAAACAACAACGUCAUACCGUGAUGAUGGAAAGCAGAAGUUCAGCAUGUCUUCCCUGGGCAAACAUAAACUCACUGGACCAGUGUAAUGGAGUUAAAAAAUCUAAAAAAAUGCAACACAAACACACAAGAUAACCAGCACCUGCCUUCAAAGCGGGCGUGCUACCUUUGGAAAACACAUCCAGACAGUAUUAGAAAGGGGGCGGGCUUAAUGACUGCUACUGUCAUGUUUAAUAUGGUACAAAUGAAUAAUGACAGAUUUGCCAGUGUUUCAUUUACUUAAAGUACUCUAUCAUUUUAACUUUUAGUCAAACAGCAAUGCGACUAUUCCAUGAAAUUCUUUUACAUGGAUAUUUGUAUGUUUUUUACUACUUGAAGACUGAAAGAUAUUGUAAAAAAAAAACUUUAACUUGUACCUAAUAACAGUAUGUUUUAGUUUUAAUGGUAAAUGUUGAAAUUAAUAUUUAUUUAUGUUUCUAUGACUAAUUUUCUACCCAGUACAUAAACACGUGACUGCACAAAUCUAAGGUCAAUAAAAACAGAAAAGAAAAUAGAACAAAGGAUUGUGGAUAUUAAACUAUACCACUCGGUACUAAAACGGUUUGUUGAUGCAAUGUUGACAUUAUAUUACAGAGAAAACAUUACACAAAAAAAAAUUCACAUUGCGCACACACAAGAUUUGACACAACUAACUUGGACGUGGCAGGUUUAGUAUUAACGUCUUGAAUAGUUUCUACAUUAUGUAUAUUGGAAGUUUUGUUUCAGAUUUUUGCUGCAUUAGUAUAUUUACGUACCAUAGAUAUCACAAACAAAUUCUGUGUUCUUGGGGUCACAGGGAGUUCAACGGCUAUUGCUGGAUACACAGGGCAGAAGGCAGGGGAUACUGACCAGGGGUAGGACUCAAACCCACAACCAAGGGGCAAGACUGCAGUGUUGCCCCAUCUGCCCCAGGGCUCACGACACAUUACUCCCAGGUUCAUAAUCAAAUUUAUCUGCCACUUGUGCCACAGUAACCCUUCUGUUGGUUUGUAAAAGAUGGGAUAACCUUCGUUCACAUCCGGCAUUGUCCUGGCUGCGCAUCAUCCUGUCGACUUUGUGGAUUUUCCCUCCUCAGACCUCUCAGUAGGCUCUCACCACGGCUGACAGUGAGCCCAACUGUCUCUCAGGUGCCCAGACACAAUCAUCUGACCAUAAUGAUUUGGCCCUUGCCUUGCCAAAGUCACUCAGAUCUUUUUCCAUGUCAAUAUCUUCUGCAUUCAACAUGUCAACAACAACUACCGAAUAUUAGCUUCCCAUUUAAUAUAUCUUGAACAUGGGGGUGGUCAUAAUGUUUUGGCUCAUUGGUGUGUAUAUUAUUAUAUAUGAUAUAUAAGGACAAUAUUGA